GAAGCCAAAUCUUUUGUAGGUGGUGGGGGUGGCCACAUCCCUAGCGUUUCUGCCGCGGGUGGAAGAAGCUCUUCAAUCGUCAUCCCCAUUUCCACUCGUCUUCUGCCGAUAUGGUCUUGGUUUUGGCUCUCCGACUGCAAUCUCCUCCACCCUUUGCCACCUCGAUGAACAGCUCAGCUUGCUGGCGCUUCCCGGUUCUCGUCGGAGGGCCGUCGGUGGUCGGGCCCAGACCUGGUGUUCGGCUGUUCAAAAACGACGCCGGUCCCUCAGUACCUUCCAAAGGACUAAGAGACCAUUUCGGGAGAUCAGCUUUCGGAAUUUCCAAGAGAUGUGCAGGUGCUUUGGCAAUCUUUGCAGCAACUCACUUGGGGUUCUUCCAUAGUACAUUAUCGGGUGGAAAUGGAGUUAAAUUCAUUGCUCAAGCAUCAGGAGGUGAAGCAGCAUCUACAUCUUAUACAUGGCCAGAGAAACAGAGACCACGAAUCUGCAUUUUAGGUGGUGGAUUUGGGGGACUAUACACAGCUCUUAGGUUGGAAUCUCUUGUCUGGGCAGAUGACAAAAGACCUCAGGUUGUGCUAGUAGACCAGUCUGAUAGAUUUGUUUUCAAGCCGAUGCUGUAUGAAUUGCUAUCGGGAGAAGUAGAUGCAUGGGAAGUAGCACCUUUAUUUACAGAUUUGCUGAAGAGUACCAGCAUACAGUUCAUCAAAGAUAGAGUAAAGUUGUUGCAUCCUUCUGAUCAUUUGAAUCAAUCUACCCCUGAUCGCGGAAGCACAUUAGGAGGAACUGUUCAUCUUGAAAGUGGAGUUAUGAUCGAAUAUGAUUGGCUGGUCCUAGCUUUAGGAGCUGAAUCUAAAUUGGAUGUUGUUCCUGGAUCUGCUGAAUAUGCGUUGCCAUUCUCAACCUUGGCAGAUGCUCAUAAAGUUGAUGAACGCUUGAAGAGUUUGGAGAGGAACAGAUUUGGAAAGGCUUGUUCUCCCAUUUCCGUAGCUAUUGUUGGUUGUGGCUACUCAGGAGUGGAGUUAGCUGCUACUAUCUCAGAAAGAUUAAAGGAUAAAGGAAUAGUUCAAGCAAUUAAUGUUGAACCAACCAUCUGUCCUAAUGCUCCUCCUGGAAAUAGAGAAGUUGCACUAAGAAUUCUUCAAUCUCGGAAUGUCCAGCUUUUCUUGGGAUAUUUCGUAAGUUGCAUAAAAGAGACUUCAAGUUCUGAAGAUUUGACUAAGGUGACAGCAUCCACAGAAGUAGGCAGUGGUGCUUCAACUGGCGGCGAGAAAUUCAUUUUAAACCUUCAACCUGCUCAAAGAGGCCUUGGAAGUCAAAUUCUUGAAGCCGAUUUGGUGUUGUGGACAGUAGGGUCUAAACCUCUCAUUCCACAGCUGACAUCGACUGAUUAUUACAGUGGAAUCCCACUGAAUGGAAAGGGACAAGCUGAGACCGAUGAAACUCUCCGUGUAAGAGGGCAUCCCAGAAUAUUUGCAAUCGGAGAUUCAUCAGCUCUGAGAGAUUCUUCUGGCAAAAUACUUCCGGCCACCGCACAAGUUGCUUUUCAGCAAGCGGAUUUUACUGGUUGGAAUCUCUGGGCUGCCAUUAAUGGUCGACCUCUGUUACCAUUUAGGUUCCAAAACCUGGGUGAGAUGAUGACUUUGGGAAUGAAUGAUGCUGCCAUCUCACCUAGUUUCAUUGACGGACUCACCUUGGAUGGUCCUCUUGGUCAUGCAGCGAGGAAGAUAGCGUACUUGAUCCGAAUGCCGACCGAUGAGCACCGGUUAAAGGUUGGCGUGAGUUGGCUUGCCAAGACUGCCAUUGAUUCUAUUGCCAUGCUCCAGAGCAGCAUUGCUAAAGCCAUUACAGGCUUGUCGUAAACUGAACCAUAUAUAUAUAUAUAUAUAUAUAUAUAUAUAUUUUUUUGAUAAUUCAAGUGUUCAAGAUUCACUCAAUUAAUCUGGGAGGUAAACAAUCUUACCUUCCUCCUAGUUCACCUAUUGGUCCGGUCUGGACGGCACGUGUUUUCGGAAAAAAAAAUUCU
Zingiber officinale is the source of this 2023-nucleotide messenger RNA. Its product is annotated as alternative NAD(P)H-ubiquinone oxidoreductase C1, chloroplastic/mitochondrial-like. Gene Ontology annotation, biological process: aerobic electron transport chain; phylloquinone biosynthetic process. The record is from RefSeq and is a predicted model, not a curated record. Gene Ontology annotation, molecular function: NAD(P)H dehydrogenase (quinone) activity. NCBI's taxonomy places the organism in Eukaryota, Viridiplantae, Streptophyta, Magnoliopsida, Zingiberales, Zingiberaceae. Bases 111 to 1859 code for a protein of 582 amino acids. The transcript is spliced from 11 exons. Gene Ontology annotation, cellular component: chloroplast.